AUGUCCGAUUCAAACCAAAUAAACAGUAAUGAAACAGAUAUUGAUCAUGACAAAAAUUCAAAUACAUCAUCGUAUAAUGAACAAUUAUCUUCAAAUAUGGUAAUGAAUCUAUCAAAUGAAUCUUUAUCAACGAAUAAUUUGUUAUUAUAUUCUGACCUUCGUCAAAGACGUGGAUCAACAUUUGAAUCAGGUAUUUCAUCAUGUGGAUUCAGUACACCAGAUUCCAAAUCUGAUCAAGAAUCUCAUAUAUCUGGUGAAACAAUCGCAUCAUCAUUAUUAUGUCAACGAAUCAUAAAACGAUGUAAGUCAAUAAUGAAAGUUCGUGGAUUGUCAAAUUUGGAAGAAGAGAGCAAAAAAUUAUUUAUGUUAGAUGAUGAACUAGAAACACAAUGGCAAAAAACAUAUGAUUUUUAUUGGAACGAACGACUAUGCCAUGAUUAUGAACGUAUAGAAAAUGAAAUAUGUCAAUGUUUUAAUGCUCUUAUGAAUGAUGAAAAAGGAAUAAUGAUUGGAUUAGAUUCAAUAUCAUCAUUAAAAGAUCUUUUGAUCACCUCUAUGAAACUUUCUAGUGAACCAGAUUUUAAACUUGAAAUUCGUAUUGGACUCGGUGGCACACAUGAUCUAGUUAAUUUGCGUGCACCAUCUUAUGCUGUUGCAGGUAUUUAUGUAUUGGAACAAUUAUUAAAAUUACGAGACAAAUUUCCACCAAUUGAAUAUGAUUCAGAAGAAAAUAUUCCAACAAUAAUGUUAAUUAAUCCUCCUAUUUUGACAUUUUUUUGUGCUUAUACAGCAGCCGUUAUAGUGAAUCAUCUUAAUGAAGAUAUUGCAAAACAACAUGCAUAUGAUAUAUUGUCAUAUAUAAAAAUGUAUAUUGAUUAUUUUCAUCAGAAUUUAAGUGAUUAUGUUCGAUAUGAAAUUGAUCAUAGAAAUACUUGUGAAAAUACAUUAUUAGAUCGUAUUGUUAGACAUUAUAAUUCUAAAUAUGAUGAUAAUAUAGAAAAAAUCAAACAACUAUUAAUUAAACAUGCAAUAAGUCGUGGUAGUAGUGAAGAAGGUUGUAUCCAGUAUACAUCAAUGCAUUUAAUUAUAGCUAAAGAUAUUAUUGAUAGAAAUUCGCCACAAUCAUUAUUACGUUUAUUAAAUGAAAACGAAAAUAAUGUUCAAGAUGAUCAGUUAAUAUGUUUAUAUGAUUGUAUAAUUACAAUUGGUGGAUCAAUAGAAGAAAUAUUUAAUCAAAUACGUCAUGCAGUUCGACAAACUUUUAUUAAAGAAUCAGUAAAAAACAAAGAAAAUAAUUAUCAUUUUCCUUUAUCAAUUCGAAUGUUAUCAAAAGCUGGGCAAACACCUGUAUAUUAUUUUCAUACACCAUCUGACAUUACAGUUGAUGACAUAAUGAAAGAUCGUAUUACAAAUUUACAUUUAACAGAUAACACAUAUAAAGGUAUUAGAGAAGAUAUAUCAAUAUUAAAAGAAGAUGUUGGUAUAAGUCUAUUAAAAUCAAUUUGGAAUCAUAUACCCGAGAUAGAAUUAUAUGAUAUAUCUUCAUGGAAAAAUAUUGUAUUAACUUUAAUUGAUUUAUGUCUAAAUAUUUGGGAAGUUCAUGCAACAAAUGAUAAUAGAAUAUGUAAAUGUAAAAUAAAAGAUCAACAGGCAAUUGAACAAGUUUGUGAACAUUAUCAUUUAUUAGAUGUUCUUCAUGAUAAUUCACGUUUAAUUAUUAAGACCAUCUUAGAUGUACUUGAACAUGAUAUUGGUUUUUCUUUUGGUCAAAUAGUUCAACAUCUUCGUCGUAUAUAUAAACGUAAAGAUAUCAAAAUCAAAAUUUUUAAUGAACUUCAUUCUGUACUUGGUAAAAUUCUCCUUGAUUUUGUUCGAACAGAAUUUUCUUACAAAAUAUAA
Molecule: messenger RNA, 1899 nt
Organism: Rotaria sp. Silwood1
Lineage: Eukaryota; Metazoa; Rotifera; Eurotatoria; Philodinida; Philodinidae
Source: the annotation of a GenBank genome assembly